This is a messenger RNA of Solea senegalensis (Senegalese sole), 1379 nucleotides long. It is a transcript of the gene maff, whose product is annotated as v-maf avian musculoaponeurotic fibrosarcoma oncogene homolog F. Gene Ontology annotation, cellular component: nucleus. Gene Ontology annotation, biological process: regulation of epidermal cell differentiation; regulation of transcription by RNA polymerase II. The transcript has 3 exons. NCBI's taxonomy places the organism in Eukaryota, Metazoa, Chordata, Actinopteri, Pleuronectiformes, Soleidae. Bases 335 to 811 code for a protein of 158 amino acids. The record is from RefSeq and is a predicted model, not a curated record. Gene Ontology annotation, molecular function: DNA-binding transcription factor activity, RNA polymerase II-specific; RNA polymerase II cis-regulatory region sequence-specific DNA binding.
UUGAGCCGUUGGUAUUGUGUUGACGAGAGGAAGUGUGGAGGGAAUUGGUUGGGACACCUGCUUUGAGCAACCAAAGGGCAGACACAUGAUAACUUCCUCCUCGCUAUUCCAGCUAACAGAAAAAAAGGCAUGUCACUUUCAAAACCUCCUCUUCCUUUCAUAUCGGGCCACAGAGCUUUUAAUGAGAGAGCGCGUUUGGAGAAGCAUGACUGAAUUGUGGGUUCUCCUUUUCUUUAUCGUGCAUGACUGGCUGGUCUUGUGAGCGGAUGAGUGUCUAUCUGUGCCGACUGGUGCUUGGUGGAUUAAAAGACCGAAGACGGUUGGAACUUGGAUCAUGACGACAGAGAGAAACAGCAAAGCCCUGAAGGUGAAACAGGAGUGUGGCGAGAAUGUGCCCUACCUGUCCGACAACGAGCUCAUGUCCCUCUCGGUCCGGGAGCUGAACCUCCACCUGCGUGGUUUGGCCCGUGAGGAGAUCCAGAAGCUGAAGCAGCGGCGUCGCACCUUGAAGAACCGGGGCUACGCCGCCAGCUGCCGGGUCAAGCGCGUCUCGCAGCGGGAGGCGCUGGAGCAGCAGAAGAUGGAGCUCCAGCGGGAGGUGGAGAGGCUCGGCGCAGAGAACGCCGGCAUGAGGAAAGAGCUGGAGGGCCUUGGCGCACGUCUGGCCGCCCUGCAGAGAUUCGCCAGGGGUCUGGAAGCCGGCGGCGGCAACCUGCUCGCUACGGCCCCGCGCCUCAACACCGCCUCAGUCAUCACCAUUGUCAAGAGUCCACCACAGCCUCAGCCACAGAGAGAACACGAGCCGUCCUAGAAGGAGCUGCUGGAACCAGACUCAAGGGGCAGGAGGGGGGGAGGAGGUGCACAACCUGCAAUGCAAACACACACACACAGAGACACACACACACACAUGCUGGAGAACAAUAGGAAAAUUAGUAGGAAAAAUCUUGGUUUGCAUCACACCUCGUUCACAUUAUUAUAUGCAAGUGUCACUGAACCCUGUGUUGACAGAGCAGCGUGUCAUGUCACCGCACAAACAGCUACGCUUCGCUUCUCCAUAGUAACAGCUGAAAAAAAAAAAACCCAUCUCGGACAAGUACGUGUCCUUGUACUCGAAGCUAUUUUUAUAACACUGCAGCUUUGCUGACUGAAACGUACUGAAGUGUGUUUGUUUAGAGAACUCCAAAAGUUUACAGGUAUGUUAAAGAACAAGGCAGCAGGUGUAAUGUGAACGAGGCGCCGACCACUGACACUCUCUCUCUCACACACACACACACACACACACACACACACACGCAUCACCCCUCACCCUCAUUCCCCGAUCUGCGGGAGGGCCACACACUGACUAACUGGACUCCGACUGAAGCCAGACCAACAAAAAC